Molecule: messenger RNA, 1424 nt
Organism: Tupaia belangeri chinensis (Chinese tree shrew)
Lineage: Eukaryota; Metazoa; Chordata; Mammalia; Scandentia; Tupaiidae
Gene: LRRC69
Product: leucine rich repeat containing 69
Exons: 9
Coding region: 62-1207 (381 amino acids)
Cellular component (GO): cytoplasm
Molecular function (GO): protein binding
Source: RefSeq, a predicted model, not a curated record
UGUAUAAUAAAGAGCUCUAAUACCUAUCAUUGCCUUCUUCAUAUUCUACUUUUCCAAGAUCAUGGUUGAAAGAUUAUUAAUAAAAGCAUUGCAGGGUGGUGAAAAUACAAAGAUCAUGACUUUUACAGGGAAGAAAAUAAAAAAGAUGCCCUCAACAUUAGAAAAACUACCGGCCCUGAAGACUCUAGACCUUCAGAAUAACCUAAUUCCUGAAGUGUGUCCAGAGAUACGUACCUUGACCCAGUUGACAUCACUAAAUCUGGGAAACAACCUUUUAGAAGCAGUUCCAGAAGAGCUGAAAUAUCUUGUGUCUCUGAGGAAGCUCCAUUUAUUUGGAAACAGGAUUUGUAGAUUUGCAUCUGGAGUAUGUGAUGGCUUACAAAAUUUGAUUCUACUUAAUCUGAACAACAAUCAACUUACAUGGCUUCCUCAAGAAAUUGGCAGAUUAAAAAGCCUUGUAUACAUGAGUAUAAAUCAUAACCAGCUAGCCAUCAUUCCUACAGAACUUUGUUCUCUUUUGAAUCUUGUUGAACUUCAGCUUAACUACAACCAGGUCAUUUACAUACCUGAAGAGAUUAAAUUUUUGAAGGAUCUCCAAAAACUUCUUCUGGCCAGAAACAACAUUAAAGCUUUGCCCAACACAUUUUGUGAUCUUGAAAACCUAAGAAUCCUAGACAUAGCUGGAAAUCUUAUUCAGAUGUUUCCACCAGGAUUUCAGAAUCUUAAGCUGAGGGAAUUCUAUUGUGAAGGAAACCCUCUGCUCCUGAAGCGACCAGUUAUUACUACACAUCACAAGGACAUCUGGAGUCUGCAGAUUUCCGGACGACUCUGGCCCACCUCAUGGACAACUCAGCAUUUAAGUAAGCAGAACAGAAAAGUAAAGUGUGCAGUGAAAGGGAAAUGCCAUACAAAAAAUGAACUGACAUCAAGAUUUGUAAUGGAUCAACUAGAAGAAAAGAACCCUUUACUAAUGAAUGCCAUAGACUCUUACCCACAGGUCAGGGACAUAAUCUCUCCAGGAAAAAAAUGUGCAAUAUGUGGAAAGCCCUUUUUAACUAUAUGGCUGGAAUGUGUUCAAUUUAUUCAUCCAUCAAAGAACUGCAAGGUAAGCAGAAAUCUACAGCUGGUACCUGUCCAAAUACUGAUUUGUUCUUAUAGAUGCUUUAUGCAACGUUCCCCCAACGUUUUUGGAGUCGCUGAUGCGUAAGACAGAUGAGGUGCUCACUGAGAACCUCAUCCCACUUGUCCUGUCUGCUUUGCAGUCAGUCAGAUUAUGCCCUACUUUUUGUCAAUACAUUAAGCAAAUGUAGAAAAGAAAUUGAGUUAUAAAGAUCCAAAUUUAAGUGCUGUGAUCUACCUUUUGAUUGUUUAGACUCUAAUUAUGCUGUUUUAACCCCUCUUGGCUUAAAAGAAAAUAAAAAACU